AUGGACUAUGGCCUUCCUUACGACGGUACACCCCCUCCCGAAGAUACCCCGAUUAUGACUGUAGAACCACAAGGACUCGAUAUGGCUUUGGACGACUUGCCUCGUCAAAGUAAAGAAAUCCCUGAACACGUCAAGAGUUUAAUGGGUCGGAUGAGUAAAGGGAAAGUGUAUUUAUUGGAUGAAAGUCCGGCCAUCGUGCAUCAUACGGGUGAUCAGAGAAUACGAGGGGAUCCUAAAAUGGCUCAAUUGGCUACACAGCUAGAUCAACACGAUCCUACUUCUUGGCUCGAAGCUGUGACAGAAGGUAGCCCCAGUCCCAUCCGUGCCAACGCUCUAUUCGUCAGUUCAGAAUUAAUAAAACAUCUCAGUACGUCCAAGGUGUUCACCUGGGCCACGGGCCUGGGUGCUGGUGUGAUGGGUAUCGAAUGGCUCAACGACACUACCCUCCUUCUGGUUUUUCCCACUCCCUCAGCCGCUUUACUAGGCUUAUCACUCAUCAGCAAAGCUGGUUUCGAUCCUGCCGAAGGUGAUGACCCUCUUCUCGAACGUUCCGCUCAUUCUUUUCCCGUCUCCCUUCUUCCCAUUUCAGAUCUCCUGACUGGUGAAGGCAAAGAACUUAUUCCUACUUCAACAGCUUCAGGAGGAGAGAUCCGACGUAAAGGUCGAGGAGCGUUUUCCGGAUCUUUGCAAAUUGACCAAACGGAAGAAAAGUCAGAUGAAGGAUUUGAGUUGGCACCAGGUGUCGAUCCUCUCGCUAGAGUUGCCAUACGUUAUGCUGUCGAAGAUGAUAAAUCGUUGAGAGAAAAAGCCAAGAGAUCAGAAUGGUAUGCUCGACAUGGGUAUGAUGCAGGUAGAGAAACAAGAACCGCUAGGGAUUUAGGUGGGAAAGAGGAGAUCACUUUCUCUGGAAGGGGUGGAGAAGAUGGAAGAGAAUUUGCCAAGAGGAUAGGAAAGGAGAGGAUAUCAUCUAGUAGAGGUAAAGGUAGACCAAGGAGAACAGGGGAUGAUUUAGAUAGGGAAUUGGAUGAUAUGCGUAGAGGGGAGACGGGAAGAGGAGAAAUGAUGGACAUCGAUAUGGACGUUGAUGAAUCUCGUCAAAGACGAAGGAGGGGGAAUGGUAGAAGAGAUGAAAGGGAGGGUAGAGGAAGGGAUGAUCUUGAUCGUGAAUUAGAAGAAAUGCUGGCUGCGAGAUCCAUAAGAUGA
This is a messenger RNA of Tremella mesenterica DSM 1558, 1203 nucleotides long. RefSeq lists its product as uncharacterized. The transcript is spliced from 5 exons. The coding region runs from base 1 to 1203 and encodes 400 amino acids. The record is from RefSeq and is a predicted model, not a curated record. NCBI's taxonomy places the organism in Eukaryota, Fungi, Basidiomycota, Tremellomycetes, Tremellales, Tremellaceae.